This is a messenger RNA of Dendroctonus ponderosae (mountain pine beetle), 1973 nucleotides long. Its product is annotated as protein Dr1-like. The coding region runs from base 168 to 701 and encodes 177 amino acids. The transcript is spliced from 2 exons. Gene Ontology annotation, molecular function: core promoter sequence-specific DNA binding; TBP-class protein binding; general transcription initiation factor activity. Lineage: Eukaryota; Metazoa; Arthropoda; Insecta; Coleoptera; Curculionidae. Gene Ontology annotation, biological process: chromatin remodeling; positive regulation of transcription by RNA polymerase II; negative regulation of transcription by RNA polymerase II. Gene Ontology annotation, cellular component: negative cofactor 2 complex. The record is from RefSeq and is a predicted model, not a curated record.
CUGUGCAUGCAGUCUCGUCUCAUCUUUAUCUAUGCAUGUAGUUUUAAGAAUUUGUCAUUUGUCAGUUAUUAAAAUAGGUUAAGUUAUUUUUCAAAACAAAAAAUAAUCGAGGCGAAUAAAUAAAGUGCAAUUAAAUCAGCAUUUUUCAACAUUUGGUUCCGAUUUAUAUGAUCAUGUCAAUACCCAACAGAUCUAACGAUAUGCCGUCUAAUGCGGAGGACGAUGAGCUCACUUUACCCCGUGCUAGUAUUAACAAAAUGAUUAAAGAAUUGGUACCAUCUGUGCGAAUAGCAAAUGAAGCCCGGGAACUCGUAUUAAAUUGUUGUACAGAGUUUAUUCAUUUAGUUAGUUCAGAGGCAAAUGAAAUUUGUAAUCAACUCAACAAGAAAACCAUAAAUGCUGAACAUGUGCUAAUGGCUCUAGAUAAAUUGGGCUUUGGAGAUUACCAUGCAGAAGCUGAAGCUGUACUGAAAGAUUGUAAGGCUGUAGCAGCUAAACGGCGACGACAAAGCACCCGCUUAGAAAAUCUUGGUAUUCCCGAAGAAGAAUUGCUUCGACAACAGCAGGAACUGUUUGCAAAAGCACGUCAAGAGCAGGCGUAUGCAGAUCAGCAGCAGUGGGAACAACUUCAAGCUGCUGCACAACAGGCACAAGCUCUGGCCAUGUCAACAAACAGUGACGAUCAAGAGGACUACUCAUAAUUUUUUUCAUUUGUUUUUAUCAUUCAAAUUUAGCAAAGAAUCUCACCAAAAGCGCAUUUCUGGUUUACUUUGUUAAUAUAAUAUAUUGUUUUUUUUACAAACUUGACGUUUUUUUUUUAAGUUAAAGUAAUUUUUCAAAUUAAUUUCUUUACUAAUUGGAAUUUUCUCUUACAGCUUGAGCCUAAGUGUGUCGCAGGAUACCCUCUAGGUGAUGGUUCUUAAUUACUUUUUGAUGAAUAAUUCGUUCUUUUUGCGAAAUAGGAGCACUAUUUAUCAAUCUGUAAUAAAAGACGUGAGGAAAUUCUGACAAAAAUUUUUGAGGCGAAAUACCCAACAAGAAGUUUGUAAAAAAAAAUGAAUGCGCCUCAGCAAUAUAGAACUUAUCUAUAAUAUAUUGUAUCAAGUAAUAUUUAAAUAAAAUCAAACUCCUCAAGCUGUAUAAUUAUUUUCCAUUUUUGUUGGACUGUAAUAACACUUCAGUUGCUUUUUACAUUUAAGUUUUUCUGUAAUAUGUGAAAUCAGAGUGCUUCUUUUCUAAAUUGAACGGGUGCUUUUUGCACAUUUUAAGCGGAGUCUUAAUUUUUAAAUAGAACUGUGUUCUAUUCAUUGAAGGAAUAUAUUAUCAAUAAAACCAUGAAAAUGUAUAAACAUAAUGAACUUGAAAAGGAGCGCAUGGUGAGAAACAAAGUAACGAACAGUUGUAGAUUUAAACUUCUAUAAUUAGAUGAUGAUUCUAGAGAACUAGUGCCUUGUUAUCUUUUCUUCGUUUCCUAGAUAUCCAAGUUCAGGUUGUUCUGGAAGCAUCAUUAUUAGAAUACAAAUUAGGACAAUCUCAAACGGUACAGUUGAGUCCUAAUAAUUUAUUGUCAUAGAGACAAAGCAAUAUAAACAUGUGACAAAAUAUCAUUAACAAUAUCGUCGUGUUGACUCAAUUUAACCUAUUUGAAACAAUUUCUCUUAAAUUUGUCUAUUAGCAAACUAUACCAGAUUAUAUCGCGUUUUUGGUGAGACACCCUGUAUAUGCAGACGAUUGUAAACAUAGUUACUGAAAGUAUUAUGUAGAUUCAUAAUAAUCAAUAUUGUCUAUGGAAAUAAAAAUUGAUUUAAUUUAUUGAAGUAGUCGAUAUUAUUUCGACUUAUUUAGAUUGAACUUUAUGUAUUUAUAUCACUUUUUGUAUAUUGCUUUCUAUAAAUUUUAUUAGCCACUGAGACAAGUCUCUGAUUAGCCACUUGUAAAUGUAAAUUUGUGAAUAAAAUAUAUUUUUUUAUAAA